CUUUCGGAAUUAUUUACCUGUAUCUUUCACCUGUGGAUUUAUAUUUCAUCAAACUAAUAUUUGUAUUUACUGAUCUUCGAGGAAAACAGCGAAACGACCUAGGAUGUGGAGGGUGGUGGUGCUGCUCGCCAAUGUGGGCGUGGCUUGGAGUUACAGUAUGGGAGCGCCAUCGUCUACGUGCUCUACCAUGUUUCCCCUACAUAAUGGCAGUCCUGCACAGACCAGUCAGUCUCCUUAUUUUUUCCAAUUUAUCAAGUCAACGUACUCACCCGGGGAAUUAAUCUCAGUGAACUUGGCCGGAAAUGGGGUCUUGCUGAAAGGUUACCAGAUCCAGGCCCGAGAUGGAGUGGGUAAGGUGGUGGGACAAUUCACGUCAGCCGCCGGGGGAAGAACAAUCAACUGUGGGGUUGAGAAUGGCGCUUUGACCCACCAAAACGCCAGAGACAAGCCGGGAGUAAGCUUCACAUGGCAGGCUCCCAACCCAGCGGUUGGAAACAUCGUGUUCAUUGCAACCGUUUUACAGAACUACAACGUUUUCUGGGUAAAUGUGAACUCUCCAGCAAUCACACCGAUGAUGAUUCCCCAGACAACACCUCCACAGCCACCUAUUACCACUGUUGCCACGGUACCUCCGCCAACAAAGCCACCAGUCACUCCGGGACCACAAGUCACCACUCCAGCAGAGCCGCCAACGACGAAGGCGGUUACACCGGCGCCUCCUGUGGUAACAACGGAACCUAAACCAGAAAUGACAACACCAGUAGUGGGUAGGGUGACCCUGGACGACACGUGCGGUAACACGAAGGGCUGUUUUGUGAGCUGUGAGGGCGACCAUUGUGAUUAUGUAGUCACGUGGAAGGAUGGCCCGGAUUACGUCGACUUCGAGGUGACAUCAACGUUAGAAAUAGACGGCGUCCAUUGGAUCGCUAUCGCCUUCUCCUCUGAUCUGAAAAUGGGUGACGAUGAUACAGUAGACUGUAUUGGUACUAGGACAAACGUUAUAGUGACUCGAUCAUUUAAUGAGGGCAAGUCAAACAUCCGCCUCGACACGGUGGAAGGAACAAGAGGACUGUCGAUGACAAGUGGAAGUUUCAAAGAUGGCGUGUUUACCUGUAAAUUCCGACGUUCAAAAACUGAACUUGUCACCCGGAGGAAAAGACAAGGUGUAUCCACAACAGCUAUGUUCGAUUUGAAUCAGAAUUGGUAUCUCAUGUUCGGUCAUGGCUCAGGGACAGAGGAUAGUACUGGUUUCACAAAAUCGAUGCACAGAGAUAACCCGGUGGUUACUCCUAGCCGUGUUGACUUUCAGUCGGUAGAUGUCAUUGGGGAGACGGCCAGAUACCCGCUCAUCAAAAUCCAUGCUAUCCUGAUGAUUAUAGCGUGGAUCCUGUGUACGGGGGUAGGGAUUGUUGCUGCUCGGUAUUACAAACCCGUGUGGACCACCACAAAUAUAAUGGGCCAGAGAAUAUGGUUUCAGAUUCACAGAACGUGUAUGGUGACUGCUUUAGUGUUGACACUGAUCGGCUUUAUUAUUAUAUUCGUUGAAGUGGGAGGAUAUAGCCAGAUACCAAAAAUAGAAGGAAAAGAAUACUUACAAGCCCACCCUCCACUUGGUAUAAUUGUUACUAUUCUAGCGAUUGUAAAUCCGAUCAUGUCAAUAUUCAGACCAGGUCCAAAAGACGAAAAACGACCGAUCUUUAAUUGGGCACAUUGGUCCGUGGGUAUGCUUGCCCACAUCUUAUCUGUGAUAGCUAUAUGUUUUGGAUUGGAGAUGAAGAAAUCGACUGCCCCAUCUUACUCCGUGUGGGUAGUGGUAGGAUAUGUGAUAUACCAUGUUAUCAUGGAAAUUGUACUGAAAUCGUUUGAUCUCUACCUGGACAAAUCAGACACAGGUCGAAUUGAUGCUCUGGGAAUGACCAACACCGGAGCUACGGCACAAAAUGGUAACCAUGGGAACCACUUUAAAGCGCCACCUCCUGCUUACACUGAAAGGGACACGAUUAAAAACCCAAAGGACAGCACAGUAAAGAAGUUACUCUUGGUUUUCCAUAUGGGUAUUGCGACAGCUUUUACCAUUACCCUGAUACUUGUGGUGGCUAUCUACGACUGACCCGCCAUGUGGUCUUCUGCAACAGCCUAAUUAAUUCCGCACAUGGUCGCAAAGGGUCAAGGUCACAUUAAAAAAUUUAUCGUGGGGGGACGAAUUCCAUGCGAUACGAUAUAUAUUGCAACCGUUUGUUACAGAAAUAAUAAAAGAAAAUACUUAAAAUAAUCUACCAAAAAUCACCAGCAGAAUUCAUUAAUUUAAAGUUGUUGUAUUGUAUAAAACUGGAAAUGACAGGUAUUUUGAUUUGCUCAGAUCAAGAGCUAAUACUGUCAACCAUGUUCGAGAGACCAGACCGCCUCUUUCAAGAGACCACCUGUGUUAAUAGACCGCUUCCUCAUAAGUCCCCAUUGCAUUUUUGUUUAGGUUAACUGGACCUGUAAUAUGAGACCCCCUGCAUUGAGAGACCAAAUACUUAGGUGGCGUAUCAUUAAGUGGGAUACCCCGGUUGUCACCUUACAACCAUUAAUCAAUUUACACCGAUGUUUUAUACUGAAUUCAACAUAAUACCCUGAAAACCAAAGUUGUGUCGGAAUGGCACCGGCCUUAAUAUAAAUGGAAUGAUUCGAACCAUUGUAAUGCUUGAUGACGUUGCUAUUGUCAUACUAUACAGUAAAAUGUCAGAAAUAGACCCAACAGUUUGUGAUAUAGGCUAUUUUAGUUUGUAACACAUAAGGAUUUAAAUAAAUGACUGAUAGGGCGGCAGACGUCGUUAUUCAGGCCGGGAUGUCUCUUUUUUUAAGAACUUGCCAGUAGACCAGCUAUUGUUAUAUGUGAUGUUGAUAAUAUUCUAUCAGUGCUUUUAUAGUGAGUAUUGUUUCUUAUAUCGUGAUCUUAACGCAUUUCGGUUUAUUAUUGUGUCCUUGACAGUAAGAAUGUGUGUUUUUCAUGCUUUUAGACGUGUGCCGUUUGCUUAAUGUCAUGAAACUUUCGCUGCGUACUAUUAUUUUCGGGAUUUCCGUGUUAAAAGUGAAUAUGUAAAAAUCAGUAUAGUGGAUAAAUGGGGGAUUUAAAGAGUAUCCUGCUAUUCAAUAUGCCUUAAUUGCAGUGUGUGAUGACUGCAAACAUGUGAUGCAUGCGAUUCUUAUACGCUGCCUUAAAAUUUGUUGACAUGUAAUAUAAAUACUUUAUCCUAUUGUGUAAAUUGAUAGAGCCUUGAGUUUUUUUACCUGUUAUCUGCAGUUUAGCCAUUUUGCAAUUUCAGGACAUUGAGUAUGCGACAUAUAUUUGUUUAAGACAUAUGACGUAUAUUAUUUACAACGUGUGACGUAAUGUUUUAUGACUUGUGACACAGAUUAUUUAAGACGUGUGUCUUUAAAUAUUUUUAAUUGGUAAUCAUGAUGUGAUACGCAAUUUAGUUACAAGUUAAACAUACCUAAUUUCAGAUAUGUAAUGAAGAUAAGUUUUAUCAUGAAUUGCUAAUAAUUCUAGUAAUGUAAUGGACGUGACAGGUCUUCAAUGCAUAUAUUCCUCCUUCAAUAACACCGACAAGUGUUCAUUAUUGAGGGAAAACAAACGUUUCAGGUAUGGGUCAGCUUUAAGCAAAUCCACUUAGCCUUUGUAAGAUAACGUAAUUUAUUUUCGCGUGGAUUAAAUUUCUGCGUUAACUGGCGAGGUGGCUGAUUUGCAAAUUCAAAUCUGACGCGAAAUUGAUUCUGUUUGUAAUAACGACCAGUAUUGAAGUACCAUAAUCUAUCGGUAUAAACGUGUUCCUGAUUGAAACCCUAGGCAGAGUUAACGAAAUAAAGUGCACGCGAAAAUAAAGUGAUGUGUCGUACUAUAAUUACAGUACGUUAAGUAAGUCAAAUCACCCUGUCUGAAUUUUAGAAAGGUGUUGUAUUUUGCAACUAUCUUUCCAGACAAGAUAAUGAAUACACAUUAACGAAAAGAUGAAAAUCCCUUUAAAAUAUCACCCAGUUUGCUUGGCAUUUGCAGCAUAGAAUUCCAAAACAAACUUACCAAAUUAUAAAUAUGCAUUUAUUUUUUGUUGUGAAAAUAUUGAUAUGACACAAAGAUAUCGAUUUAUGAAGGAGCGAUUUUAAAUGAACCGUCCUCCACUGACUAUUUAAGUUAGUAAACUAAAUGGGUAGGGCUUCAGGAGGAUAUUAUUCUUGUCCUCCAUUGAUGAUGAAACUAAUUACCGUUUGUUAGAAUUAGAAAUCAUAGAAGUUUGGACAAGGCUUCUAUUGUCGUCAAAAUACUGACAUACACUGGUUGUUAAGAUGUAUUUUUGUAAUUUUGAUUGAUGUAUAUAUAUAUUGUAUACAGUGUGACUACCCCAUCCUGUAAAUAAGCUUGAUUAAAAUAACAUGAUAUACGA
Molecule: messenger RNA, 4424 nt
Organism: Mizuhopecten yessoensis (Yesso scallop)
Lineage: Eukaryota; Metazoa; Mollusca; Bivalvia; Pectinida; Pectinidae
Product: putative ferric-chelate reductase 1
Exons: 16
Coding region: 104-2110 (668 amino acids)
Molecular function (GO): oxidoreductase activity, acting on metal ions
Source: RefSeq, a predicted model, not a curated record